AAGGCGGUCAGGAUUUGCUCCUCGCCGUCGCUGCUGCGCCAACUCGAUCGUCCCCCGCCGCUGAGCCGAGCCUCCACGAGACGAGAUCCGGCGAGGGAUGGCGGCUCCCGACUCUUGCCCUUCGAUAAAGAACAUCCUUCUCCUUGACUCUGAAGGGAAACGAGUAGCUGUCAAGUACUACUCAGAUGAUUGGCCAACCCUUUCUGCAAAAUUAGCAUUCGAGAAGUCAGUGUUCACCAAGACGCAGAAAACAAAUGCUCGAACUGAAGCGGAGAUAGUUAUGUUUGAUGGCUACAUUGUCGUAUACAAGUUCAUUCAAGAUCUCCAUUUUUUUGUUACCGGAGGGGAUGAUGAGAAUGAGCUCAUUCUAGCAACCGUUCUUCAAGGAUUCUUUGAUGCAGUUGGUCUUCUCCUAAGGAACAAUGUGGAUAAAAGAACAGCACUUGAGAAUCUGGACCUCAUCCUUUUAUGCCUUGAUGAGAUUAUUGAUGGAGGCAUCAUUCUGGAAACUGAAGCUAGCAUAAUUGCUGGAAAGGUUGCAACCCACGGCCUGGAUGGAGCAGCAUCCUUGUCUGAGCAGACUAUAACUCAAGCCCUAGCCACAGCUCGUGAGCACUUGGCAAGAUCUCUUCUUAAAUGACACUGUUCCAAGCCGGUGACCUUUUGUUUGGACGGAUAUGCAAACCGAGUGUUCCCUUUAGAAAAGCUUGUUUUUUGAUGUUGAAACUUUUUGUUUAUGUUUUGUCUGUUGAAAUAUCACAAUUAGCAUACAUGUCAGAUGUAUUUGAAGCAUCUAAUGACUGACUUGAUGGAAGAAACACAUUGAAAGUAACCUACUAAUCCCUCA
Molecule: messenger RNA, 847 nt
Organism: Musa acuminata subsp. malaccensis (wild Malaysian banana)
Lineage: Eukaryota; Viridiplantae; Streptophyta; Magnoliopsida; Zingiberales; Musaceae
Product: coatomer subunit zeta-1
Biological process (GO): intra-Golgi vesicle-mediated transport; retrograde vesicle-mediated transport, Golgi to endoplasmic reticulum; intracellular protein transport
Cellular component (GO): COPI vesicle coat
Source: RefSeq, a predicted model, not a curated record